Messenger RNA from Coregonus clupeaformis (lake whitefish), 2814 nucleotides. RefSeq lists its product as uncharacterized. The transcript is spliced from 4 exons. The record is from RefSeq and is a predicted model, not a curated record. The coding region runs from base 1 to 2814 and encodes 937 amino acids. Lineage: Eukaryota; Metazoa; Chordata; Actinopteri; Salmoniformes; Salmonidae.
AUGCCUCCGUGGCAUGUCCGGACACGUGCCGAAGAGAGAGGUCUUGGGGACUUCCCCAGCCUGGGUGCCGAAGCUAUUAUGAGUGCUGUGCGAUUCACGGCCAAACAGGUCCUAGAACAGAUAUUUUCCAAUGACUCUGACUGCGAUGAGGAAGCGGACGAGGAAGCGUCCGAAGAAGAAGACGGGGAGGAAUACAACCCAGAGGACGAGGAGACCACAGAGGACGGCACGACGACGACGACUACGACGCCGCAGCCGCCCGACGCCGCCGAUGACGAGGACGAUGUCCAAAAGAAGAAGAACAAGGGGGAAGAACAAGGGGAAGGUGAAAGUGAGCGAGGAGAGCGAGGAGACCUCCGCCGCUUCCGCAGCCGCAGCAGCCGCCGCCGCCGCAGCAUCAGCCCCAGAACACAACACGAUAUCCCUCGAGUGGAAAGAGAGACAUUCGUGUCGAGAAACGGCCAAAUCCAAUGGUGCUCGGUGCCCUGUGACAACAAUCGGGGCGUCGGAGGGGCCGCGGCAGCGGCAAAUAGUAACAGGCCGGUUGCUGAGGUGCCGGAGGACAUGAGGCCCGGGCCUACUAGGCAGGCCGUAGGCCAAGCCCGCGACAUCCUCUCCACGUUUCGCUUGUUUUUCACACCCGAGAUAGAAGACAUCAUCCUGGAGAUGACCAAUCUGGAGGGCGUUCGAAAAUACGGAGCCCGAGGCGACGGCGACGACGACGACGACGACCACCGCCACUACGCCGACGACCACGAAAACCACGAAAACCACGAAGACCGCGACCGCGGCGGCGGCGGCCGCUGGAAAGCGAUGGACUCCACAGACCUGCGAGCCUACGUAGGGCUGCUCAUCCUAGCCGGCGUGUACAGGUCCCGAGGCGAAGCGGCCUCUAGUCUCUGGGACGCCGAGAGCGGAAGGACCAUUUUCCGCGCAACCAUGCCGCUCAAAGUCUUUCACGCUUACUCGAGACUCCUUCGCUUCGACGACCGCCAGACCAGAGCCGAGAGACGCGCAGCAGGCGGCGGUGACAAACUUGCGGCCGUGAGAGAGGUCUGGGACAAGUGGGUCGAGAGGCUGCCGCUCCUCUACAACCCCGGGCCCGACGUGACGGUGGACGAGCAACUGGUCCCUUUCAGAGGCCGAUGUCCUUUCCGCCAGUAUAUCCCAAGCAAGCCGGCCAAAUACGGCAUCAAGACAUGGGUGGCCUGCGACUCCAAAUCCAGCUACGCCUGGAAGAUGCAGGUCUACACCGGCAAGGCCACAUGCGGAGGCCCCGAGAAGAACCAGGGGAUGAGGGUCGUGCUCGAUUUGACGCAGGGACUCAGGGGUCACAACGUCACCUGCGACAAUUUCUUCACCUCAUACGAGCUCGCGCGCCAGCUCCUGACCAGGAACGUCACCGUGGUCGGCACAGUCAGAAAGAACAAGCCAGAGCUCCCGCAGGCGCUGCUCGCCUCAAAGGACAGGCUCCUCUUCUCCUCCAAGUUCGCCUUCACGUCCACCACCGCUCUAGUGUCCUACCUGGCAAAGAAAAACAAGAACGUCUUACUCCUGAGCACGCUGCACACCGAGGCUCACGUUAGCCGUCGCCAGGACAAGAAGCCGGCCAUCGUCCUAGACUACAACAGCAACAAGGGAGGUGUGGACAACCUAGACAAGGUGAUUGGAACCUACAGCUGCAGGAGGAUGACCGCGCGCUGGCCCCUGGUCAUCUUCCACAACAUCCUUGACGUGUCCUCUUACAACGCUUUUGUCAUAUGGCGAGAGCUCAACCCCACUUGGAUGCCUGGCAAGCGAAACAAGAGGAGGGUGUUCCUCGAGCAGCUGGGAAAGGCACUAGUGACUCCGUUCAUACAAAGAAGGGCCCGUCUCCCUCGCACCGAAGCCUCUGCGGCGCUCGUCAAAGCUGUUCAGAGGGCUACGUAUCGUGAUCAGCCCCGGCGGGAUCACGCCCCGCAGCACCGGACCACGCAGCACCACCGGCCCAAGCACCCAACCCCGCACAACCCAGUAAGAGGAAGAGGUGUCAGGUGCGAUUCCGAGAUCGAUUGGGAAGGAAGCAUGAUGUAUCCAUUUGAAUACGAAACUCUAGGUGAUCAACUGGAGGACACCAGGCUUCAGGAAACAGAACCCGGUGACCAGUACGAGUCAAACAACAGCCCUGUGGACGACCAGCACCUAUAUGACUCAGAUGCAUGCGGGAACAGUUGUAGACAACACACAUUCAGCCCUGCAGAUUCCAACCGGUCCGAUUCAGAGACCGAUUGCCAAGCAACAAUGGCAGGUGACUACAAUGAUUGGACGUAUGAGCACGAACACGACACUCUAAGUGAUACCGUGGAAGACACCAGGAGUCAGGAGGAGGACACCCCUCCCCAGUACGGGUCAAACACCAGACAUGUGGACAGGGACAAUGUUUACAAAGAAGCGGUUGACGACUACUUCGACGUUGACGAUGACGAUGUUGAAGAUAUGGUUCGAGCCGAGGAGGAUGCUAAAAAACAUCAGCAGAUAGAUCUCAUGCUUAAGUGGUCGAUAUUGAACAGAACGUGGCACUCCUUUCUAGAAUGGCUAGGUGAGCGCUGGUGGGGCUCAGUCUCUGCAGAUCAGAUUAGCUCCUUCAUGGGCGGACCUAAGAUUCGCUUUGGAGAUAUUGUUAUUGCGGCACACUUUGGUGACAUGCCCGGAGGAGUAUGUUCGGUUACGGCGAAGACUCAGAACGAAGUACUGACAUUUCAUGUGGCCAUCUGUGGAGGCAGUUACAUAUGUAAGGACUUGGUAGAGGGCGACUCUCUACGCCAAUUGACAUAA